Molecule: messenger RNA, 858 nt
Organism: Lichtheimia ornata
Lineage: Eukaryota; Fungi; Mucoromycota; Mucoromycetes; Mucorales; Lichtheimiaceae
Product: pyrroline-5-carboxylate reductase
Exons: 2
Coding region: 1-858 (285 amino acids)
Biological process (GO): L-proline biosynthetic process
Molecular function (GO): pyrroline-5-carboxylate reductase activity
Source: RefSeq, a predicted model, not a curated record
AUGGCAUCUCAAGAUCAACCCGUGAUUGCGUUUAUUGGUGCUGGCAAUAUGGCCGAAGCUAUCCUAGGUGGUUUAUACGCCAAGCGAGCUACUUCACAACUGGGUUGUUUACGUUUCUCGGAACCUGUCAAGGAGCGUUGCGAAUACAUGUGCAACAAAUUCCCCAAAGCUGUCAGCUAUGGCUCUGACAAUAAUGCAUGCAUUGAAGGUGCUGAUGUUGUGGUGCUUGCUGUCAAACCCCAGGUGAUGCGUAAAGUGGUUCAAGCACUCCAAGUACAAGAUCCCAAUAUUCUCAUCAUUUCCAUUGCCGCUGGUAUCCGCACCUCUGAUAUCCAACGAUGGAUCAAUAGCAAGAACGCCUCCACCGCCGUUGUUCGAUGCAUGCCAAACACCCCUGCUCUUAUUGGCGAAGGUGCUGCAGGCCUUUAUGCAACCGAUGCCGUGAGCGAUUCACAACGCGCUACUGCCGAAGCGAUCCUAAAGUCGAUUGGAAAGGAAGUGGUUUGGGUUGAGGAGGAAAAACAUAUCGACACGGUCACUGGUAUCAGCGGUAGUGGACCCGCUUACUUUUUCUUAUUCAUGGAAGCGAUGAAGGCAGCUGGUGUCGAAUCUGGUUUAUCUCCCGAGGUAGCAGAAGCCCUUGUGAUGCAAACAUGUGUGGGUGCAGGACGUAUGGCACAAUUAUCCGAUGAUGAUUUGGCUACCCUGAGACAAAAAGUUACAUCUCCCAAUGGUACUACUGAAGCUGCAUUGAAGACUAUGGAAGCUGGUAAUAUUCGUCAAAUCAUUCGCGAUGGUGUGAUGGCUGCUGAAAACCGUGGACAUGAGCUUGCAAACGAAAUGGGAUCCGAUGACUAA